GUCCUGGUUGUGUUGAGUUGUUGCGCGUGGAUGGCGCGUCUCUUUGGGAAAUAACGUGUGUUUUGACACAGGGAAUCGUUAUAUUGUAUGGUGUUUCGCGCACAGUGCGAUUUUCUUCUCGUGUAUGUCUAGAGCAUCACAGGGAUCCCACCUGGCUUUGUUAAGCCUACAUGCCUGUGAAAUGACCGUAUCUCCUGCUUGCCCUCCCGUGGAGUGAGCAGUUGUCCUUGACAGUGAAACGGAGAUAAAGAGACCUAUUCUCCUCCUAUGGAUUACAGACCUAUGGGUCUGAACACACUGACGUGGGUCAGUCAUUAUUCACUCUCUUUCUCCGGCACACUUUCCCGCUAUUCCUUAAAAUGCCCGAGCUGGAAUUUCUGGUUAGGGUGAUUCAGCUUUAGAAAUGAAUUUCCCAAACUUUAGGGCAAGAGAGAUAGCUGACGAGGCCACAGAAGCUUGAGAAUCCAAGCGCCUCACUUGAAGGAUGCAGACCGAUGAUCUUUUUGCCAAAAAGCUUCAAGCCCUGAAUGGGAAUAUGGGACCUCCCAGCACAAACACACAAGGAACACCAGCCAUGCCCAAAAUGGGCGUCCGAGCAAGAGUGUCAGAUUGGCCGCAGAGGAAGGAUGGCAACCAUGGUCCACCACCAAGGUACGACAGCUUGAUGACGACCUUCCAGAAUGGACUACCAAGUCAAUCGUCAGAAGAUGUUGUCAAACAGAGCCCAGGUUCUCCUCCAAACCCCAGCUUUCUGGAGGCAAAAUAUGGGUUUGUUGACAUUCUGAGCCAUUCACCUGGUAAAGUGCACCACCCUCUCCAGAAGAGGAGCAAUAGUGAUGUCACAAUCAGUGAUAUAGGGGCGGAGGACAUGGACCAGACAGCGGUCAACCCCAAUACUGGUGCCUCUCUGCACCGAGAGUAUGGAAGCACAUCGUCCAUUAACCGCCAGGGUUUGACCGAUGAAGGGUUUUUCUCCAAUCUGAAGGGAAUACAGCCAGAACUCUCAGAGCAACCUAGUGCGCCACCUCCACACGGCUUUCAGGAGUUCCGGCAAUAUAAGACCACCCUCUCUCCCAGCCUCCAGACGGCAGCGCAGAUAGCAAGUGGGGACAUUCUCUGCAUUCCGAACUAUGCGGACUAUGUGGACAGUUCACUCUUUUACAGUCGGGAAAAGGAGAAGUCACUCAUGCAGCGGCAAAAAUCCGAAAAGUGUGAGACGUCCAUUUUCCGCAGGCUGAAGACCAUGAAGAGUGAGCAGCGGCAACUGACCGAACAUGAUGAUUGCAGUAGACACGGUCGUCAGUUGAGUUUCCAGAGAUGUUUCGCCCACUAUGAUGUCCAGAGUGUGCUCUUUAAUAUUAGUGAGGCUGUUACAAAUCGUGCCAACCUGGCUUGUGGGAAGAAUAUAACAACAGGAGCUUCAGCAGCAUCCCAACUCCAGGUUGUUGGUGGUGUGUUAGACAGUCUUGAGCCAUUGUCUUUGUGCGAGUCCCCUUUGGACACUUGUGAGGAACUUGGGCAAAAAGCUUGCACCGAUCUUGACGAAGGGGAUGGGAAGAGCAAUGGAUUGGUGCUCAGCUGCCCAUAUUUCCGGAAUGAGAUCGGUGGGGAAGGUGAAAGGAAACUGGGUGCCUACAAACCGAACAGUAUUCCCUACAACAAUGUAGGCGAAACUUACUCCAUUGAGUCCACUCUGAGUUCUCACUGCACGAAUGCGGGGGUUUCUGUCUUGGAAUUGCAUCGUGAGAAUUACGCCUCUCGUGAAAACUAUGCUGUUCCACGAGAUUGCCUCAAACGCUACAUCAUUGAGCACAUUGACAUGGGCGCAUACUACUAUCACAAAUUCUUCUUCAAUAAAGAGCACCAGAACUACUUUGGUGUUGAUGAGAACUUGGGUCCAGUGGCAGUUAGUAUCCGGAGAGAGAAGCUGGAGGAGGCGAAGGAGGGAGCACAGUUUAAUUAUAGAGUCAUCUUCAGGACUAGCAAGCUCACCACGUUAAGAGGCUCAAUCCUGGAGGACGCCGUCCCCUCCACGGCGAAGCACGGGACAUCCCGUGGCCUCCCUCUUAAAGAGGUGUUGGAGUAUGUAGUUCCGGAGCUCAACAUUCAGUGCCUCAGGCUGGCUACCAGCUCGCCCAAAGUCCCAGAACAGCUGCUGAAACUAGAUCAGCAGGGGCUGAGCUACCAGCACAAAGUAGGCAUCCUGUACUGCCAGGCGGGCCAGAGCACAGAGGAGGAGAUGUACAAUAAUGAGAGUGGUAGUCCCGCACUGGAUGAAUUUCUGGAUCUGCUGGGUCAGAGAGUUCGACUGAAGGGCUUCAGCAAAUUCAGGGCACAGCUGGACAACAAAACGGACUCCACUGGUACUCACUCGCUAUACACCACCUAUAAAGACUUUGAACUGAUGUUUCACGUCUCUACAAUGCUGCCCUAUACGCCCAACAACAGACAGCAACUACUGAGGAAGAGGCACAUUGGGAACGACAUCGUCACCAUCAUUUUCCAAGAACCAGGAGCUUUUCCAUUUACACCUCAAAACAUACGCUCUCAUUUUCAGCACGUCUUCAUCAUCGUCAAAGUCCACAACCCCUGCACAGAGCAAGUGUGUUACAGUGUUGCAGUUGCCAGAUCCAAAGAUGUGCCUGCGUUUGGUCCUCUUAUACCAAAGGGAGUGAUGUUCCCUAAGUCUGCCGUGUUCCGAGACUUCCUGUUGGCCAAAGUGAUCAACGGCGAAAACGCGGCUCACAAGUCUGAGAAGUUCCGGGCCAUGGCGACUCGUACCCGCCAGGAAUACCUCAAAGACCUGGCAGAGAACUUGGCCAGUGCCACGCCUGUGGACCCCACGGGGGCAAAGUUCAGCUUCAUCACUCUAGGCGCCAAGAGGAAAGAACGUAGCCGGCCACGGAUCAACGCUCAUCUGCAUAGUACGGGGGCCAUCACGUGGUCGGUGGUCGCCCAGGACAGCUGCCAGUCUACUGAUAUUGGUUGUUUGCUGGCUGUCUCCCGAGAGUUUGUGGCACUCAUUGAGGAGGCUUCCAAGGAAGUGGUUUUCAACUGUUACUGCAGGGAUGUGAUUGGUUGGAGCUGUUCCUCCAUGGUGGGAAGGGUGAAGCUUUUUUACGAGCGCGGUGACUGCGUGGUGUUCUCCGUGCAGGAUGGAUGCCCAGAGGAAGUGCGAGAGAUCACACAGCGAUUAGAGAUGGUCACCAGGGGCUGUGAGACUUUAGAGAUGACCCUGCGCAGAAACGGCCUCGGACAGCUAGGCUUCCAUGUCAACUUUGAAGGUGUGGUAGCCGACGUGGAGCCAUUUGGGUUUGCCUGGCAGGCUGGACUUCGGCCUGGCUGCCGUCUGGUAGAGAUCUGCAAAGUCGCUGUUGGAACACUGACUCAUGAACAAAUGAUUGACCUGCUGCGGACCUCCACACCUGUCACAGUGGUGGUCAUUAAACCACAUGAGGACGGCACCCCCAGGAGAGGUGCCUCAGAGCUGUACCGUGUCCCCAUCAUGGAGUACAAGGCGCUUGGUACUGGGCCUGGUUGGCAUCGGAUGACUCAUGUUCCCCAGGCGCUGCCGCUCUCUCGUGUUUCACCCACUCAGGCUCCAGAUCGACCCUCUCCAGGCCAACAGAUGUUUCAGUACGCACAGGCUGCCAUCUCGCGCAGCACCUCUUUCGAUAAGAAGUACCAGGAUGGCUCGAGGGUCUUGCAGGAUUUUGAGAUGGUUCAAAGUCCACCUGGAAAUCCCAGCCAGCACUACUGCAGUUCUCCUAGUAACCAAUCAACCUCCAGUGACCCCGGUCCUUGCGGCACAUGGGCCCAGAAAGCCAGUUACGACGGAUCCCAGUCACCUGCCCUUCACGAUCAGCCAGAGGAGAAGGAGGUGGAUGGGCACAGAGACCGAGAGCACAAGCUGGAGAGAACGCGGUCUGCUGGGUCACCUUGUGUUCCAGAGGCCAAGUGGCAUAUCCCGUCCACCAAGAUCCUGAACAGAGGCUUACAGAGACAGGGGGCAAAAGACUUGCCUGGUAAAUUCCCCCGAAGCAGUGAGAAGAGCUGCCACAGUCAUUGCUCCAGCCACUCCAGUAACAACACCCUCUCCAGCAACACUUCAAGUGGCAGCGACGAGAAGCAUUUUGGAUCUGGAGACCCGAUGGAUCCGGAGUCACUGGGCCUCACCUACAUAAAGGGAGCGUCCACAGACAGUGGCAUAGAUACAGCACCCUGCAUGCCCCCUCCACCCCCUUCUCUGCCUCUGCCUGGGGUGGGACCAUCGCGGAUGGUCAUGAGUGACGGGAGGGUUGAGGCGGGACUACCCUGGGUUCUGGAGUACCACGAUGAGGGCAAGGCGGAAGAGGGGAGGGUAAAGAUGUUCCUGUCUCAGGGGUACGCUCCUGCUACAGCCACCGGACUCACCACUGACGGCAGCACUGGAGAUCUGAGCGAGAUCUCGUCCCUUUCCAGUGGUUCUCGACAUUCUGGAAGCCCAUCUGAACGCUGUUCAAAGAACUCCGGCUCCAUGGACCCCUCAAAAAUCUACAUUAUCUCUCCUACGGACACAAAUUUUGGGGGAGGACGGGAAAAGUGCCCACAUAGCUGUCAAUCACAAGGCGGCAUGUAUUUGGCUGGCUGGAAGAAAGGAGAGAACGAGCACUCACUGGAGGAGCAGCAGCAGGCCAGUGAUUUUAGGCGGCAGUAUUUGACAGACCCGUCUCAUGUGGUUAAUGCUGGUGAGAAGGUCCAGACGCUCUCUAAGGAGGACUUCCUUAGGAUGCUCCUCCCCGACAGUCCCCCGGGGCAGACAAGUCGCUGCAAGAUACCAAUUGCCGGUCAGUCUCCACGUCGCUCACUGUACCGGACUCUGUCCGAUGAGAGCCUGUGCAGCAGCCACCGAAGGGCGCUGUCUUUGGCCAGCUCCCACAGCUCCAUGCUGGACCAGGCCGUGCCCAACGACAUCCUGUUCAGCAGUGCCCUGCCCUACCACAGCACCCUACCACCUCGCAUGAGACUUAACCACACCGCUGGUCAGCUGAAAAAUGAGCUCUGGUUCUCUGACGGCUCGCUGGCAGAGAAGGCCAAGCUGGCGGACACUGGUCUCAUGCCCCUGCCGCACCCCUACUCUGGUCUCGACUGGUCACGUCUUGUGGACGCCGCACGGGCUUUUGAAGAUCAGACCAUGGCCUCUCUGAGCUCUCUGACCGAAGAAGAGCAGAACAAACAGGUUCUGGAGCUCUCCAAGGAGCUGAACAGAAGAGUGAGAAGUGUGCAGGGCUCAACCCUAGAGGCAGGAGAAGGUUUUCCUUCGCUUCUCACUGGGAAGGUUAACCAGCUCGAGCUCAUUCUCAGACAGCUCCAGUAUGACCUAAGGAAGGAGCAAGAAGACAAGGCUAUGCUCCAGGAACAAGUUCAGCAUCUCCGACAAGACAACCUUCGACUGCACGAAGAAAGCCAGACGGCAGCAGCUCAGCUGAGAAGAUUUACUGAAUUGUUCCUCAACACAAUGGACCAGAAACCUUGAGUCGGAAGUAGUCUGUAACUUCCCCUCUCUUGCUUAGCGACGACAUAAACCCAAGGAGAAUCAGUCCAGUGUACUGUAAAAAGAUGUUAGAGACAAAUUUUCAGCAUUUGAAUGUGAACGUGUGCCGAGCUAAUAUGCUAACACACUAAAAGUUUUACGAUUAGUUGUCGGCGGGACAAGAGAAUGUGAAAGAGAAAAGGGAGAGUUCAAAAUUGAAUUUGAAAGAAUCAAGAUGUGAUAUUUAAGUGCAGGAAGGGAACAUGUUUACCAGUCGAGGGGUACAAACACGUUGCGAUCGUGGGAGUGAAUGUAAUAAGCAGUGAUUUCUUUCUAAAAUCUUUGGUUCCUUGGGCUUAACAUCUUCAAGCUAGCGUUGUAAUUCAAGUUCAGUCCUGGCUUUGUGGCUGUCCACUAGAGGUAGACCAUUUAUAUCGGUUUUACCGAUUAAUCGGUGCCGAUAGUUGCUUUUUGGAACUAUCGGUUAUUUUUUUCGAUAGUUAUUUCAUCAUUUAGUUUGAUAAAAUAAGAGUCCCCGGUGUGUUUCGGGCUUGUUUAUACUUAAAAGUCCCGCGUUAUGCACCAAAUCUUCUUUUUUCUGGUUAUUAUUGGGAUUUUUGUUGAACAAUAAACUUUUGAUGUUCUAUGAAUCGAUUUUAAAAACUAUCAGCUGAUUAAUCGGUUAUCGGCCUUUGCCACCACCUUAGUUAUCCACUUUCGGUCGACCUCUACUGUUCACAUCUGUCAUCACACCUUAGUGUCCAAAGCUCCCUGAUACUCGCUGUACUGUAUAUGUUUUAAAAUAUGUUUUGUAAGUAACCAGUUGAUACAUAGAAAUAAUGCUGUAGCAAUAAUUUUGCUGAUUUAAUCACAGAAUUGUUCCAUAAGUUUAGCACUGAGUGUGAUUUGGUUGUAUUCAGAAACUUUUAAUGUAAAAAACAAACAAAUAUUUUGUGUGCCUGAUGUUACUGGUGGUAAAUGCAUUGUCCUUUGGUCCUUUUUGCUAAUUCGUAUUACUCUUGCACAUACAAAAUUAAUGUCCACUCAUCGGUUAGGCUGUUGAAUGGCUUUGUCAAUGAAAGAAACGGCUGAACUCUUAUGGGUGGGCCAGAAGACGCAGACUAGCACCUGUAAACCACCUAAUAUAAAAGCCAAAUUCUGCUUGUUGCUGUAAAGUACCUCAGAAAAGUGUCUUGUAACUUCACCCUCCUAUUUAAGCUUAUUUAACCUAAGAUUGUUAUUUUAAUGAGAGUAUUUUCCUUUUCUGCACUAAAUCGAGUAAUGGCUCCAUGUGGCAGUACUUUGUAUACUUGUGUACCAUGUCGUUAUUACCAUUUAUAGCUUGGCUAUGAGAUAACUGUAAACAUAGAAUCGGGAAGUACAAAUGUUUGGAUGCUGCUAGAGGACCAGAUGUUGUUUUUUAUGGCCUUUUAAAGAUGUUUUUAUUUCUUUGUAAAUCUGUUUCAUGGAGGUGGGGAUAAAAAGCUUACCUUUGUAAAAUAAACUUUAGGAUGUCAAUAAAGUAAGACUUGUG
Myxocyprinus asiaticus (Chinese sucker) is the source of this 7046-nucleotide messenger RNA. RefSeq names its product signal-induced proliferation-associated 1 like 2 (gene sipa1l2b). Gene Ontology annotation, biological process: activation of GTPase activity; regulation of small GTPase mediated signal transduction. Bases 485 to 5515 code for a protein of 1676 amino acids. NCBI's taxonomy places the organism in Eukaryota, Metazoa, Chordata, Actinopteri, Cypriniformes, Catostomidae. The transcript is spliced from 21 exons. Gene Ontology annotation, cellular component: cytoplasm. The record is from RefSeq and is a predicted model, not a curated record. Gene Ontology annotation, molecular function: GTPase activator activity; protein binding.